Dovyalis caffra is the source of this 1416-nucleotide messenger RNA. Lineage: Eukaryota; Viridiplantae; Streptophyta; Magnoliopsida; Malpighiales; Salicaceae. The record is from the annotation of a GenBank genome assembly.
AUGGGCGAUACGUUGGGUUAUUAUAUUCGUGAAUUUGAACGAAAACGGUUAAGCGAAAUUGCAAAUGGAUUCGUGCGAAACUUCCAGUUUGGCAAAGUUUAUCAUGGCGUAUAUGCUCGCAAUGAUGAUAAUACUCUUUAUCAUCUUCAUAAAGUGCUCCCCGCUGAUAAUGUAACCCGCUUAAAGGCUGAAGUUGAAUUUUACGAGUUUUUAGACAGAAACAAGUCCCUUCGUCAUCCAAACGUAGCUGCGUUGCUUGGAUAUUGCGAGUACAGUGGACAUCUAGGCGAUGUUUAUCUUCUAAAGGCUAAGGCUCACAAUACAGUGUAUAAUCUGUUAAAAGAAGGCAAAUGGUCAGAUAAAUGCGAUGUUUUCUCAUUUGGUGUUCUGCUGCUGAGUUUAAUAAGCAAAAGAGUAGACACAAAAGGAGAUGAUGCUCCUGAUACACCCAGUGUUUUUGAAUGGGCCAAACGUGAUGAUGGAAUCAGAAUCGCAAAGCUAGCAAUGCAAUGUGUGAAAAAUGAUCCGCAGAAGCGCCCGACCAUGAAGCAAGUUGUCAGGUAUUUGGGGAAUUUGCGUGCUGUUCAGCUUUAUGCUUCCAAUUUCGCCAGUGAUCAGACACUUCCUGUUCCUAGUUAUAAUACUAAGCAAACAACAGCCAGAUCAGUAUUCAGGAUUGAAGAAUGGCCAGUGACAGUGAAGGUUUGGGAACUUCAAUGCUGUUAUAAGGUUGAGCCAGGCCAUAAUGAAGGCAGGGUGAGGGAUGAAAUUGUUUUGCUUCAGCAUGCUAAACUGGUCUAUCAUCCAAACUUGGUAAAGUUGAUAGGGUACUGCUAUGAAGGGGAGAAACUUGGUGUAGUUUAUGACCUUAACCCAUUGGAUACUGUAUAUAACCUUGUAGCGAAAGGACUAGAAGAAGGUGAUGUGUUUGCAUAUGGUGUGGACCUGAUAUCCAAAAGAAUUUGUUCAGAAGUAGACCUUAUAACUGAUGACAUGCCCCUUGUUUAUAAGUGGGCCAGAAAUUUAUCUCCUCUUGCACGGCGCCAUGAUCGAGCGAAACUGCAAAUGGAUUCGUGUGAAACUUCCAGUUUGGCAAAGUUUAUCAUGGGUGCUCCCCCUGAUAAUGUAACCCGCUUAAAGGCUGAAGUUGAAUUUUACGAGUUUUUAGACAGAAACAAGUCCCUUUGUCAUCCAAACGUAGCUGCCUUGCUUGGAUAUUGCGAGUACAGUGGACAUCUAGGCGAUGUUUAUCUUCUAAAAGCUGAGGCUCACAAUACAGUGUAUAAUCUGUUAAAAGAAGAUAGUUUUUCCUGGCCAAUGAGGAUCAAGGUUGCCCUUGGUUUUGCUUCUGUAUUGGAAUACACCAUUUUUGCCCUACUUGAUUCGCAAUGUAGAUGCAGCUCAUAUAAUGCUUGA